GCCACAUUUUCCUACAUCACUUGAACGCAGCUGCUGGUUGCUCUGCUGCAACAAUGGCUACUAUCUGUCAGAUAUGGAGACCGGACCGAGGACGCUGCUUCAAAACCUAUGGAAUCAUUAUCCUGUUGUGUACGGACCUGGUUUUACAGUGUGUUAACGGGUACCUGAGCUCUCCUCAUGUUGGCCAGGAGCCCCCCUACACGAGAGAUGCUCAGCAUGGACCUGUCAUCACCAGCCCUGUGGUCCCUGCUGCAUCCGCAGUGUCACCCGCAGAGGAAGAGAGCUACCCUUCCAAGUGUCCUAGUGGGGGUUUGUGUAGUCGCCUGCCAGCUGAUUGCAUUCACUGCGAUUACCAGUACAACUGCACCUAUGGGAAACCAGCUAACUUCACUUGUAAACCCAAAAAAGGGGUUCACUGUAUAGGAGGGUCAGGACAACAGCAAACCAACUUCUCUCUCUCCAUCAUCUGUCAGUUCUGCUGGCAACUGGAUCCGUCCCAGUACCGCUGCUCAAACUCCACCAACUGUAUGACAGUGUCCUGCCCACGCAAGCGCUACAACGCCACCUGUGAUGUGUUAGACCACGUACAUUGUUUAGGUAAAAGGCGUUUCCUAAAACGUUUAUUUUGUAAUUGGACUGGAGGUUACAAAUGGUCAACGGCAUUAGCACUCAGCAUCACGCUCGGCGGUUUUGGGGCAGAUCGGUUUUAUCUGGGCCAGUGGAGAGAGGGUCUGGGCAAACUGUUCAGCUUCGGAGGCCUGGGUAUUUGGACUUUGAUCGAUGUUCUUCUGAUAGGGGUCGGUUACGUGGGACCUGCUGACGGUUCUCUCUACAUCUGAGGCAAAGCUCUGGAGACUUGGCUGGAUGGUUUGUGCCCUGUUCCUGCUUCAUUCUCUAAAGACUGAACAUCUGAGAUGCCGUGUUCUUAGCACGUUUGCCCGCCCGAGCUCGCUGUGCAACACGUCCUCAUCCCAUCUGCUAACAGGCAGGAAGUGUUUUCCUCAUCACACCAACGAUGACUCUACCCACACAACCAUCAGAUCAAUUCCAAUCAUUCUGCAUCCGUCUCCUGUUGAGAUUCUGCAGAUGGAGCUGUACAGGGGGAUGAAGAGCCAGUAUGUCUAUCUUAUGUCUGAUUGGUUUGACUUAGCUGGUGGUUGAACUGAUAUAUAGAUAGGUUUGGUUUCCUGUGGAGCUGCGCUUUCACAGUCACCCUGUCACCUUGGAUCCGUGUGUUGCUACCCCCUUAUUACAAGGUAAAUGUAUCAGUUGGGGUGGGGGUGGGGGUAACCAUGGUUACAGAGCUUUUUAUGGGGACACCAGACACAGUAGAGAAGCUUAAGUAUAAUAUGAAUGUCCUGAAAGAAAGCAUGAAUAUGCAGAGGGGAACAUGUUCAGGUGUUUUUAUUGACAAGAGUUAGCUGCACCUGUGGAUGAGCUCUGUGGUUAUUUUGCAUGUACUAUGUUUAUCCUAUACUGAGUCAGCAGCACAGGCCACAACUGUAAGAAUGCUCCUGCAGGGGCUGGAUAAACCAUGCCCUGGCUUUUCAGAAGUACUAUAAUUACUGUCAUCACCUACUGAGACAUGCAGUCUGAUUUUUGGGAAACGCACAGAUAACAAUCUCAAACCAAAUGACGGCGUACGUUUGUACACAAUAAAUAUCGAAACAGUGCACACGUGUUGCACUAGCAAACUGCAGUUGCUUGUGGUUUCCUUUGUUGGAGAUUUUGGAGAUAUCCUGUUCAUUCAACUGGUAUUUUUCCUCCAACUCAUGAUCAUUCUUCACAUUAUUUAAAAGAAAUAAAAUAAGUAUUCUCUGUCUUCUGUACACUGUAAGAUCUUUGCUUGUGACUGUGUGGCACAAUGGAUUAACCUCUCAGUCCAUGUAAAUAUGUUUUCUGUAUCGUCAGGUCAUUGUAAUUUGCUGGAACACUGUAAAUGACAUUUUUUAAGUUAUGUUAAUAAAAUUGUGAAAUAUA
This is a messenger RNA of Lates calcarifer (barramundi perch), 1980 nucleotides long. It is a transcript of the gene tm2d3, whose product is annotated as TM2 domain containing 3. Bases 54 to 839 code for a protein of 261 amino acids. The transcript is spliced from 6 exons. NCBI's taxonomy places the organism in Eukaryota, Metazoa, Chordata, Actinopteri, Centropomidae. The record is from RefSeq and is a predicted model, not a curated record.